GGCAGGAAGGCGGAGUCCGCCGGGAAAACGAAACCGAGAGCGAGCCGCCCGGGCUGGUCGGGCUUCGCCGACAGCAGCGUGGCUGGUGAGCGGCGAGGGGCCUCCAUCCGGCAGCCAGCGCGGCGCGCCCCAGCCUCCUCCGCAGCCCGGGACUGGACGCAGGAAAGAGGUCCCUGACGUCUGCGCAGCCGCAUCCCGAGCGCUGUCCGAGGCCCGCAGCCGAGGUGCGGGGCCUUUCCCGGAUCUAGAGAAAGGAUCCUGCAGCGCGGUGAGAACUAAAAGCCAUUUUCUUCCCGCGAAGAAUUUUUAACGGAGCAGUGAAAUGGGGGUAUGGACUUGAUUUGUCUUGUUCACAUCUGUACACCGAGUGGCAGAGCAGUGUCUGACACUUGCUAAGCAUUUAUUGCCUAAAUGAAGAAAGGAUGCAUGGGAAACAGAUGACAAAAAAGGAGAGGCGAGGAGGAUUAAGUGGAUUUACUGGAGGAAGAAAUGGCCAGUGGACGUUCACCAUGUUUCUACAUAGAAGAACUUAAUAAAUACCAACAAAGGAACAAUGCAGUACUUAGGUAUUGUGAACUGUCUAGGACAGGACCUCCACAUAACUCAAGGUUUACAUAUCAAGUUAUAAUAGAUGAAAAGGAAUUUCCAAAAGCUGAAGGUAGAUCAAAGAAGGAAGCCAAAAAUGCUGCAGCCAGAUUAGCUUUUGAAAUAAUUAACAAAGAACACAAGACAAUUAAUCCUUCAUCAACAAAUCGUUCAGAAGGACCACCCAUCGAGAAUUACAUAGGCCGUGUUAAUACAAUUGCCCAGAAGAAUAACCUAUCUGUAAAUUAUGAAGAAUGUGAGUCGAGGGAAGAUGGGCCCGAAAGAUUUCAUUAUAAAUGCAAAAUUGGACAAAACGAAUAUGGUAUUGGUGUAGGUUCCACUAAACAGGAUGCAAAACAAUUGGCUGCUAAACUGGCUUAUGAUCAGAUACAAUCAGAAGGCCUAAUGAAAGCUGAUUCGCCAUCCUCUGGUUCUUUCCAUACUCUGCCUGGUGACACCAAAAGCAGCUCUUCGGCAACAAGCACAUCACCUUCAGAAUCAACAUCUGAAGAUGGAUCUGAAAGAAACGAUAACAGUGACAGAGUAAACCGUUCUUUCCUAUCUCCAUUGAACCAUUUCAGAAAUAAUUCCAGGAAGGUGCAAAGAUUCUUGGCACCUACAUUUGACUCUCCUGUGAAAAAGGAAGAAAACCAAUAUAGUGUGGACUCCAGGUUUGUCAGCGAUUUUACAGAAGUAGAACCAAUUGGCUCAGGUGGAUUUGGCCAAGUUUUCAAAGCAAAACACAGAAUUGAUAAGAAGACGUAUGUUAUUAAACGUGUUAAAUAUGAUAGCGAGAAGGUAGAGCGUGAAGUGAAAGCUUUGGCAACACUUAAUCACGUAAAUAUUGUUCACUACCACAGUUGUUGGGAUGGCUAUGAUUAUGAUCCUGAGAAAAGCAUAAAUACUUCAAGAUCAAAGACUAGGUGCCUUUUCAUCCAAAUGGAAUACUGUGAUAAAGGGACAUUGGAGCAAUGGAUUGACAGUAGAAGAGGCAAGAAACCAAACAAACGUUUGGCUUUGGAAUUCUUUGAAAAAAUAACAGCAGGAGUGCACUAUAUACAUUCAAAUCAGUUAAUUCAUAGAGACCUUAAGCCGAGUAACAUAUUUUUAGUAGAUACAAACCAAAUAAAGAUUGGAGACUUUGGACUUGUAACAUCCCUGAAAAAUGAUAACAUGCGGACAACUGAAAAGGGAACUAAGCGAUACAUGAGCCCAGAACAGGAUUCUUCAGAAGACUAUGGAAAUGAAGUGGAUAUCUUUCCUUUGGGGCUAAUUCUUGCAGAACUUCUUUAUAUAUGUCCCACUUUUUUGGAAACAGUGAAGAUGUUUGAAAACCUAAGAGAUGGCAUUUUCUUAGACGUAUUUGACAACAAAGAAAAAGAUCUUCUACAGAAAUUACUCUCAAAAGAACCCAAGAAACGACCUGACACAUCCGAAAUACUGAAGACUUUGAAGGAGUGGAAUAAUGUUACAGAGGAAAAGAAACGAAACACGUAUUAGAUGCUUAAAAAGUAUCCUGCUUCUGGCUUUGAUCCUGUAACUAUCAAAAAUCUGCUAGGGAAUAUUGUUGGCAUUUACCUUCUAUUUUCAUCUUCCCUUAAUUUCUUGCCACAUUUGCAGAAAGGUUUCCAUUUUUUUCUUAUUUCUAAAACAUUCUUACGUUUGACUUUUUCCUGGUUCAUCUCCUUAUUGUGGAGAUGGGGAAGAGAAAAAACAAAUCCCUCAAAUUUUCUUUUUCAAAUCAAUUAGUGGAUCAAUUAAUUAAUAAAUUUUUAUUAAAUGCCUACUGUUUCUAGGCCAAAAAAUAUAAGAUCUAUCCCUGUCUUAAAUAGCUAACAAUCCAGUUGGAGAAGUAUGGGUAACAUGAAAAGACAAGUGAAAAAGAUAAAUACAGUCACUUUGGAAAACAACUUGUUAUCAUCUGGCAAAGUUAAGUGUAUAUAGCCAUCCCUGAAAAGCCAUCAUUUCCAUUUCUACAUACAUGCCUACAAGAAUGUUCAUAGAAACCCCAUUUACAAUAGCCAAAAGAACAGGAAACAAUGCUAAUGUGCAUCACAAGAAGAAUGGAUACAUAAAUUGGAUUGUAUUCACACACUGGAAUACAAUGUAACAGUGAAAAUGAAUAAGUUACAGCUAAAUGUAUUAACAUGCCACAUCUCUCAGGAGCAUAACGUCAAGCAAAGCAGGAUACGGAAAAUACAUACAGAAUGAAUCCAUCCAUGUAAAGUUCAAGGACAUGCUAAAUGAAGUAAGUUUGUUUAGGUAUCCAAACAAAUGUGGUAAAACAAUAAAGGGAAGGAAAGGAAUGAGAACUAUUACUAGAUUCUGAUAGUGGCUGUCUCUGAGGAGGGACGGGAGUGAUGUGAUUGGAGAAAUGGACUUCAGAGGUAACAGUUAACUUUCUUCCCUUAAACUGGAUGUUGAGUCCACUAGUGUUUACUACAUAAUUAUUCUAUUUAUCUUAAAUACAUUUUAUACCUAUUGUAACAACACUUUAAAGAGAUGAUAAUCGUGCCGUAAGGCAGUAGCUGAGCACAGAAAACAGUCCAUCUGAAGGGACGAGAUCACUCUCUACUGAGGUAUAGUGGCACAGGGCUUAGAAGUCAUGCUCCGGGGAGACUUUCAAGUGUAUGAAAGAUUUAGGUGACUAGAGAGGAGACCAUGUGGGCAGUGUGGGCAAAAGGCAUUCGAGAAAAGAUAUAUUUGAGGAACACUGAGCAUCCUAGUUUGUUUCCCUGAAUUGCUGUAGGGAAUGCUGGAAGGUAAUUUGGGCAGUAUCUGAGGGUUACUUUAAACUUUAUAGCAACCAACUACCAUUCUAAAAUUGUCGUGUAAUCCUACAGUUUUUAAAAUGAGCCAAAUUUAGGCUUAGCAGAAAAAUCACAGUAAUAGAAGAUACUUUUGUAAAGGCUUAUAGCAAUUUCUAAAAAGUGUUACUAAAAGCAAUUAAUACAGUUUUCAACUUCUGGUGCAGUAUUUGAUUAAGACAAGGUUCAUCAAUUGUUGCUAAAACUGUUGGUUGAAAAAGUGUUGAAAAACAGGGGCUUUAGACGGAUUAAAAUAUAAUCCCACAGAUGAUAUUACGAAAGGAAAGAUGUAUCUUUAAAAUGGAAAGAGCUCAUCUCCACAAUAACCAAGUGAUUAAAUUUAGCAUCGCUGAAAGUGGGAUGACCCGACAUCAUGCCCCUCCUAAUGUGAUGCAAGGGUUAUGCACUGUCACCUAUUCAGUUUUCUUGCCCAAAGUGUUUAACUGAAAUUUAAUCAUGAGGAAAUUAUUAGACAAAUUCUGAAUGAAGUCAUUUGAUAAGGUAAUUAACUUGGGCUUCUCAAAAAGUCAAUAUCAUGGAAAAGAAAUGUAGGUGAACUCUUCUAAAUGGAAAGAGACUUGAGAGAUAUAAUGACCAAAUGCGGUGCUUGAAUCUUGAAUGUAUCCUGGCUAUAUUAAAAAAGAAAAAGUCAGAAAAUAGCUGUAACACGCAUAAAGACUUUUUUUUUGAGACAAUUGAGAACAUUUGAAUAUAAACUGCAUAUUAAAUGACAUUAUAGAAUAAUUCUUAAUUUUCCUAGGUGUGAUAAUGAUAUUGUGGUCAUCCUGGAAAAUGUCUUAUUAGGCAAUGUGUUCAGAAAUAUUUAGGGGUGAAGUGGUGUGACAUUUGCAACUUCCAAAUGUUCACUGAAAAUCAAUUUUUAUGUAUAUCUGUGUGUGUGUGUAUAUAUAUAUAGAGAGAGAGAGUGAGAAAGAAAAUGUGACAAAAUGUUAACAAUUGAAAAAUUGAUAAAUUUCAGUGGAGGAUAUGGAAGUGUUUCUUGUAUUAUUCUUGGAGUUUUCUGUAGGUUUGAAAUUUUUCUGGGUGGAGAGAAAUCUUUUAAAAAAAAUCUAGUAGUAUCUGGAUUUUAAUGAAUAAGUCUAAAUUCAAAAGAAAAACUAAUGAAUGUGGCAAGUUAGUGUGAAUGUGGCCUUAUUUUUACCUUUUCUCUUUUUUUAAUUGAAGUAUAGUUGAUUUACAAUAUUAUAUUAGUUUCAGGUGUCCGACAGUCAAUAUUUUUGUACAUCCUUCUCUCGCUUUAAUAUUUCUACUACUAUGAAGCAAAUAUAGCAUCCUUAGGAAGCUUUUGUUUAUUUGUGAGUAUAUAUUUUCUCUGCCUCAAAACUGUAGUAAAUAGAAAGUAUCCUCUUAAACAGAGGAUGUGCAGAGGUUUUGAAAGAGCUAUUUUGACCUAGUUGCUUCACUAGGAACAGAACUUCUAGGAAAUUUUCAUCACUAAUUACACAUACACUAUUAAAUAUACACAUACUUAACAUAAAUACAUAUAUAUGUAAUACACUCAGCACAUAUAUAUAUGUUAUUGUGUUAGGUAUAUUUAGCAUAUAUACAUAAAUAAGUGUGUGUGUGUUUGUAUGGCCAGCUACAUAAUUUGUGAGGCCCUUGUUCAAAAAUUAACGUUGGGGGAAGGGUAUAGCUCAGUGGUAGAGUGUGCUAGUUUAGCAUGCAUGAGGUCCUGGGUUCAAUCCCCAGUAGCUCCAUUAAAAUAAAUAAACCUAAUUACCUCCCCCGCCCACAGUAAACCAAUAAAUAAAUAAAUAAAACAUUAAAGUUUUUUUAAAAUUUAAUGUGGAGGUGGGGGUAUAGCUCAAGUGGUAGAGUGCAUGCUUAGCAUGCACAAGGUCCUGAGUUCAAUUCCCAGUACCUCUAUUUAAAAAAAAAAAAGUUAAAUAAAUAAACCUAAUUACCCCCUCCCCAAAACAAACAAAACAAAAAAAUACGUGGGUCCUCAUACAACCACACAGGUUGCAUGUUCAUGAGGUUAGAUGUGUAUGAAAUGUUUAGAAGACUAAAUACGAGCUUUUCCAAGACUCCAUUUAUCCAGUCUAUGUUCUUGAGAGAUGAACUCGUAACAUCAAUUUCCCACAACUUCCUACACGUUCACCACAACUUAAAGUUCUUAGCAUGUUAACUUUUCAUUAUGAAAUAUGGCAUAAUUCCAACAUUAUUUAUUUUCAGACGUUUUUAUCUUAAAACAUACACAGAAACAGAAACUCGAAUAAUGAAACUGUGUACCGAUGACCCGGCUUCAACAACGAUCAAUUUUCUGCCUUUCUCAUUCUAUUUAACCUUUCCUUUUUUAAAAUAUCUUUUGCUGGAGGAUUUUAAAGCAAAUCUCAGGCAUCGUAUCAUUUCACUUGUAAAUUCUUAAAAAUGUAUUUUUAAUAGGUAAGAUCUUUUUAAUUUUAACCAAACCAUGAUAUCAUUGUCACUGAACAAAAUUAGUAAGAUUUUAUUAAUUAUCAUACACUAAUCAGUCUGUAUUCCAUUUUCCUGUCUCAAAAAUGUCUUUCUGCAGGUUGUUUACAUCAGGAUCCAACAUUGCAUUUAGUCGGUAUGUCUCUUUUACUUUAUAACAUUCAGCCCAUUUUAAUUUCUUUCCUCUUGCUAUUUAUUUGAGGAAGGAACUAGAUCAUAUAUCCUAUAGAAUUUCCUUCACUCAGGAUUUUAGCUGAUAGUAUCCCCAUGGUGUCUAGUUAGAUCUAGAAACAUGAUUUGAUUCUGCCCCCCCAAUUUUUUCCAAGAAUACGCCAUAGGUGAUUCUUUUGCCUCACUUCAGGAGGAACGUGAUGUCUAGUUGUUCUACUUUUGGGGAUUUUAAAUUUGAUUGGUAGUUUGUGGUGGUGUCACUCUUCCUUAUCAACCUUUCACCUAAUGGUUAGCAGCCAUUGAUGAUUAUUGCCUGGAGCCAUUAUUUCAUUAGGGGUUGCAAAAUAUUGAUUUUUUUUUUUUGAUUCUAUCAAACCUCUUGCAUUUAUCAUCUGUGAUUCUUCUAUAAAGAAGAACUUUCUCUAAAGCUGAAUGAGAAAGGUGGGAUAAAUAUUUCUUAUAUUUCUUUUAUUUAUUUUUUAUUCUUUUGGCAGGGGAGGUAACUAAGUUUUUAUUUAGUUAUUUUAAUGGAGGUACUGGGGAUUGAACCCAGGACCUCAUGCAUGCUAAGCAUGCACUCUACCACUGAGCUAUACCCUCCCCUCAAUGUUUCUUAAUUUUUAGGAUGAGCUGGCAUCCCAGCAACCUCCAAAGUGAUGAAGCGGGCUUUGUUUUUUUGGCAGGGGCAGGCCCUAACCUACACUUUGAAAUAGUGCAUUUAGAGUGGGCUGGAGCAGGAAAAGACUAUAUUUCUGAGGCUGAGAGGCUGAGAAGGCCUUGUCAGUGGGAGGGGAGAGAACCAAGAGGAACUGGCAACUAAUUGGAUGUGAGGAUUUAGGGAAAAGCAUCCCAGAUAACCUCCAGGUUUGUUUGAUGGUGAGAGCCAGGAAUAUGCCAUUAAAGGAGGUACAAGUCUCAAUCAAAUUAACCCCUUUAAAGAACCAUAUGUAUUUGAGAGAGAUUUUGUCUCACACUGUUAUCUAUUACACAGUUUUUAGUUAGGAUUUCGGCCAAUGGUGGGGCCCCUGUUCACAUGUCAGCAGCGUGAGAUGAAGCACAUCUGAGUGGGAAAACGCUGGAUCUCAUUUGGAGAUGCCGCGUUUGAGGUGCUGCCACAUGUUUGGGGGAGGACAUAGAGCAACCUCUGGGAAAUGCAGGAGAGGCACUUGAUAGAAAGGAUGAGCUGGACUCAUACACAGAGGAGAUGUGUAUGUUUUCUGGAAGUAACCCCUGAUGCUUAACUUUGAAUCCAAGGGAUUGCCAAGGGGGAGGUUACACAGAGGAAAGAGGGCUCAGAAACAGAAGCAUGGGAGACACCUCCAUUUAGAUAUUCACUCUUUACAUCUAAAUGUCAGUCCUCCCUAAUGUCUGUGAUUCGAUGUCUGGGACUGUGACCUAUACCUAUCCUGCACUUUCUCAGAAGGGUCACCGAGGAAGGGACUGCAGGGGAUAGAUGGCCUGCCCUCUGACUAAAAACUGUGUAAUAGGUAAAACUCUGAGGCAAAUCAAAUAUCUCUCAAAUAUGUGUGGUGACUGAGGGGUCAAUUGGAUUGAGACCUGUAUUUGUUUCCUGUGGCUGCUGUAACCAGUUCCAAAAUUGGUGGCUGACCUGUCCCCAUGGGAUCCUGUGCAAGUCACUAACCCUAUCGGGCCUCAUUUUUCCUCUCUUGCGAAAAGGGACCCUAAUUCCUACUCAAGACUGUUUUCAGGAUAAAACAAAAUAACACAAACCUUACACAACCAGAAAACAAAACAAAACAAAAUUGGUGGGUGAAAACCACCCACUUUUAUUUUCUUACAGUUUGGGAGGCCAGAAGUCUGAAAAAGGGCUCCCUGGGCUCAAGUCAGGUGUUUGCAGGGUUGUGCUCCUCUGGGGGCCCCGUUGUGCAUCCCAUGUUCAGUGUUACCUGAAUAAGCCCCAGCCACACAGGUCUGCUCAGGCUUAACUGAAUAGGCUUUUUCGCUCCAUGGCUCUCUGCUAUGGUUUCUGCCUGAAAUUCCCUUCAACCUACUUUUUUUUUUUUUUUAAAUAACAGCUUUAUUAAGACAUAAUUCACAUACCAUAAAGUUCAACCCAUUUAAAGUAUACAUUUGCUGGUGUUUAGUAUAUUCAGAGCUGUACAACCAUCACCACAAUCAUUUUUUUAAGAAAAAAAUAUGGCUUUAAUAACAAUAAAGACAUGAUAAAAUAGCCCAUAUAAGUACUAGAUAAAAUGAUAGAGUAGGAAUAUGGAUGGAUAACAAAAUAAAAACCACUAUUGGAAUAAAUAAUAACAGAUUAGACUUACAUAUAAAUUUUAAAAGUAGGAAAUAUCCAAAAUUAAAUUAUGAAUAAUACCAAAAUCAACUGGGGAGAAAAUGAGGAAGUCUGGUAUUUUCACGAAUGUGCUUCACCACAGUCAAUUUUAUAACAUUUUUCUCACCCCAGAAAGAAACCCCGUACCAAUUAGCAGCCAUUCCUUAUCUUCCCCCAACUUGAGGCAACCACUAAUCUACUUUCUAUCUUUUCUAUCUGGACAUUUUAUUUAAAUGGAAUCAUACAAUAUGUGGUCUUUUUCACUUAGUAUGUUUUCAAGUUUCAUCUGUGGUACAACAUGGAUCAGAAAUUCCUUUCCCUUUUAUUGCCAAAUAAUAUUCAUGUAUGGAUAUAUCACAUUUAAUUCACCUCUUCAUUGGCUGAUGGACAUUGGGGUUUCUACUUCCUGGCUAUUAUGAAUAAUACUGCUUUGAAUAUUCGUAUACAAAUUUUAUGUGAACAUAUGUUUCCAUUUCUCUUGGGUAUAUACCUAGGAGUAGAAACACUGGUCAUAUUAUAGCUCCUUCCUUGUAACUCUGCAUAGCAAAGUUAUGUUCAGAGCUCACAUUCAGUGCUGUUACCAUAGUGUUCCACCAUCUCCCACUUGGAAUGAAACUUCUCCCUAGUAUUCCCGUUGUGUAUUACCUCAGUAUUGUACUUACCAGUUUGCCUUGGAGCUCAGUUAUUCCUGCACAGGUGUUUCCCUCCUUGUGAAUUUCUGGAACGCAGGGACAGGCUCUCUCAUUUUGAUUUACCCCAGGGCAACAAGUGUGUUACCCUGCAUAAAGCAGGAACUCUUUUGAAUUAGUGGGGAAUAAAAGUGUUAAGAAUUUCAUAUGCUUGAUCCUAUAAAAUGUGUCUAAUACUAAAUAAUAAUUAUGUUCACUGUAAAAUUUCAACAAUCAAAUGUUGGUAAAUAACAGUUGGAGUAAAGGUGGGUAAGGUAGAUCAAUUUUGUAUGUUAAAGUCUAUUUAUUUUGAACUUUAGAAGCUCCAGUAUUUUGGCUUCAUAAUUGGAAAAUGAACUAUUAUAGAAAUUCUGGAUAGGACUUUGAGAAUAAACAUAGUACAAUAUAAACAAAAUUAAAUGAUGACAUGUUAAAAUUUACUUUACAUUUCAAAUGUCACAUAUGUUCAAAAGCAAAUUUAAAAAUUCUUUUUUUUAAUAAAAAUUCUUUUCAA
Molecule: messenger RNA, 9477 nt
Organism: Camelus dromedarius (Arabian camel)
Lineage: Eukaryota; Metazoa; Chordata; Mammalia; Artiodactyla; Camelidae
Gene: EIF2AK2
Product: eukaryotic translation initiation factor 2 alpha kinase 2
Exons: 17
Coding region: 490-2085 (531 amino acids)
Biological process (GO): protein phosphorylation
Cellular component (GO): nucleus; cytoplasm
Molecular function (GO): double-stranded RNA binding; ATP binding; eukaryotic translation initiation factor 2alpha kinase activity
Source: RefSeq, a predicted model, not a curated record